Messenger RNA from Neoarius graeffei (lesser salmon catfish), 4667 nucleotides. RefSeq names its product lysosomal alpha-mannosidase-like. The record is from RefSeq and is a predicted model, not a curated record. Gene Ontology annotation, molecular function: alpha-mannosidase activity. The transcript has 13 exons. The annotation marks the transcript as partial. Gene Ontology annotation, biological process: mannose metabolic process. Gene Ontology annotation, cellular component: lysosome. NCBI's taxonomy places the organism in Eukaryota, Metazoa, Chordata, Actinopteri, Siluriformes, Ariidae.
UUAUUUCCAUUUUUAUUUGUUAAGGGAUUUAUAUCUUUCUUCAGUCUGCAUUGUCACUGUGGGUGUGAGAAUGUGAAACUAUUUUCAUGUCCAGCAACGAAGCCAUCCAUGCUGAAUGUCCACUUGGUUCCUCACACACAUGAUGAUGUGGGCUGGCUAAAGACUGUGGAUCAGUACUAUUAUGGAGGCCGUAAUGAUAUCCAGCAUGCUGGGGUUCAGUACAUCCUGGACUCAGUGGUGUUGGAGCUGCAGAAGGAUCCAGCACGCAGGUUCAUCUAUGUGGAGACGGCGUUCUUCUACCGCUGGUGGAAAGAACAGGACCAGGAGACACGGAACAUCGUCACCCAGCCGGUGGAGCAAGGUCAGUUGGAGUUUGUUAACGGAGGUUGGUGUAUGAGUGAUGAAGCCAGCACACACUACAGUGCAGUAAUAGAUCAGAUGACCCUCGGUUUGCAUUUUCUAAACGACACGUUUGGAGAGUGCGUUCGACCUCAAGUGGCUUGGCACAUUGACCCGUUUGGCCACGCUCGAGAACAUGCCUCCAUGUUUGCCCAGACACGUCCGCUCCUGCCGCGAUGGUGCAGGAGGAGGCAAGGUCGUCCUCUGUGCGUGAGGCUCGGGCACCAAGGCUUGCCCCCUGAAAUCAAGGCCAUUCAUAGUCAUGGGUGGUUCAGGAGUCAGAUGAAGGAGUUCCUAAAAAGUAACCAGAACCGCGCCCUAUAUAAGGAGAGAGAGAGCAGAGGUGUUCUCCCAAAUGGUUAUAACCCUCCUGAAGGAUUCUGUUGGGAUCAGUUAUGCUCUGAUGCACCAAUUCAGGACGACCCAAACCUCGAGGACUACAACGUGGACCAACUGGUGGACAAGUUCAUCAACAUUUCAUACACACAGGCUGAGAUGUACAAGACGAAUCACAUCAUCAUGACGAUGGGUUCUGAUUUCCAGUAUGAGAACGCUGUCCCCUGGUAUAAGAACAUGGACAAGCUGAUUCACUACGUUAACGCCAAGCAGGCGGGAGGAAGCAAAGUCCACCUCCUUUAUUCCACCCCUUCAUGUUAUCUACAGGAACUCAACCUCGCUAACAUCACUUGGCCGUUAAAGACGGAUGAUUUUUUCCCAUAUGCUGACGGUCCUCAUGAUUUCUGGACAGGAUACUUCACCAGCCGUCCGGCACUCAAACGCUAUGAGAGACUCAGUAAUAGCUUCCUGCAGACGUGUAAUCAGUUGGAGGUGUUUGGUGGCCCAAAGUCCACACACGGCCCGUUUGGAGAGGGAAACAGCGACACACUGAAGCGUGCGAUGGCUGUAGCGCAGCACCAUGAUGCAGUUCCUGGCACUGAAAAGCAGCAUGUUGCCAACGACUAUGCCAAGAGGCUCACCAUUGGCUCAGCACACUGCCAGCCCAGUCAGUCUCCCCCCGGUGAGGAAACCAACCAAACUGGAGAUGGGACUUGCCCCAGGGGGAGACGCAAUGUCCGGCCAAGAAUAUCUUGGACAAAAGAAAUUAAGUCCACACUACUUGAGUGUGCAAAGGCAACUGGAUGGCCUGACAAUCCACGCAUCAAUGGCAAGAUGUUGAAGCAACAUUGGGACAAUGCCAUGCCCAUGUAUGCUUACCUGACGGACCAAAAUCUGCGUGAUCAACUCCGGCGACUAAAAAUUGACAUGCGCUGUGAGUCAAGUGAGCCAAAAUCACCAGUCCAUCAGGUACCUUUGCCAGAAGAACCCACUGCUCCAGCAGCAGCAGACCCGAAACUCCAAAUGGAUGUCCGCAUUCUUCUUUCCCCAGUCACCAAUGAAAUUUACUCACAUGAGCCAAGUGGCCUCGGAAAAACUUCUGAAAAAACUUUUUCAUCUGAUUCUGCCCUAUCUUCUGUUACUGACCUUUCUGAUGAUCCAAUGUAUAUUUUGUUUCAUUCCAUUUAUAAUGACAUUCUUGAUUUGCCUAUUGAUAAACGGAGGCCACUUCAACUUUCCAAGCAAUCAUUCCCUGAAAAUGAAAUUGAUAAAUUAAAUGAAAUUAUUUCUGCAACUUUAUCUGCGGACAGUUCAUUGGAGGAAAUCAACUGUUGUGUGUAUAUGCUGCUGCUCGAACAUUGGAGGAACUACAUACGGUUUCCAAAAUUGAAGAUAUUAAUGUAAAAUAAAACAAAGCUCCAAAGAAAAAUCGGUUUCAAAUGAAAAUAAAUCAAACAAGAAAAGAUAUCUCCUGGAUUGAACUAUGCUUCAAAUUACGAUUAUCAGGGAAUUCAAUGACAAAACAUCAAAAGUCAAUCUGGAGAAAACUGAAGACAAAAUUUAAUACAGCAAAAGAAAAAGUUCUUCUCCAAAUUCUUGAUUCCCUCAAGGCAAAAAUAAAGGUUUGGACUGAAGGGAAAAGAAAAUGGGAAAAGAAAAAAUUUCAUUAAACAAAAUAGACUUUUCCAAAAAGAUGAAAAACAAUUUUAUAGGCAACUUAAAUCAAAAGAAAGUGGUGAUGAGACACGACCCCCCCAUGGACUCCAAUGAAAGGUUCUGGAAACAGUUGUGGUCUGUACCCGGCAACUGCAACCUUGAGGAACCAUGGGUCCAAGAUUAUGAUCAUGCUAUGCAUGAGAAAAUUAAAAGGCCAUAUAUAUCAUAUAUUAUACCAGUUUGCCUUAAAACUAUUAUAAAAAAGUCCAAAUCUAAUAUGGCACCAGGGCCUGAUGGCAUAAGAAACCGGUACUGGAAACUGUUUCCCUGCGUCCAGCCACACUUGGUGACCAAUUUUAAUUUGCUUCUGGAUUCAGGGAAUGUUCCUCCAUGGUUCUGCAAAGGAUGCACAAUACUUCUUCCUAAAAAAGGUGACUUGACUGAUCCCAAAAAUUUCCGGCCAAUCACUUGUUUAAACACUCAGUAUAAGUUUUUUACAGGGUGUUUGACAAGUUUAGUGUCAGCGUACUGCUCAAACAAUGAUAUAAUUUAUAGGGAGCAGAAGGGAGCAAGAAAGGGAUGUUGGGGAUGCAAGGAUCAACUCCUUGCUCAAAAAAUUAUACUUGAAGAGGCCAAAACUUAUCACCGUAACCUCUCAAUGUGCUGGAUAGACUACAAGAAAGCAUAUGACUCAGUACCUCAUGAGUGGAUUUUGAAGUCUCUGCAAUGUGUUGACCUGCCUGAGCGACUGCUUGUUUUACUCAAGUCUUUAAUGAGUUGCUGGUCAACUCAGCUUGAGAUGUACUCGCAAGGGCAGGUGCAGACUUCAGAAUCUAUUCCAAUUAAACGAGGAAUAUUUCAGGGUGACUCUUUUAGCCCGUUGCUUUUUUGUCUGUCACUAAACCCUUUGAGUUCUUUGCUCAAUAGGGAGGAGGGAUAUCACCCUGGACCUCCUCGGCACAGGUCCCCAACACCCCUUACUCAUCUCCUUUACAUGGAUGACAUUGAACUGCUUGCCAAAGGAGAAUCAAACUUAAAAGAACAGGUUCUCCUUGUCGAGUCCUUUUCUAAUGAUACAGGUAUGAGCUUCGGACUCGACAAAUGCAAUACUCUUCAUUUGAAACGUGGCAAGGCAGUACAAGGUGGAUCAGUUCAGUUGCAAGGGGGAGGAGUUAUUGAGCAUCUAGUGGAAAAUCAGGCCUACACUUACUUGGGAAUGCAAGUUCGAGACAAACUCCAGAAUGUCCACAUCAAAGACAAACUUAGGGCAGAAUAUAAAUCUCGUCUAAAAAAGAUCUGGAGUUCAGAGCUUAAUGCUCGAAACAAGGUCAAAGCCACCAACACUUUUGCUGUGCCUGUCCUUUCUUACUCCUUCGGAAUAGUGGACUGGACUAAACAAGACAUUCAGGGUCUUGACCGCCUCACUAGAAGGAUCAUGUCCGAUGAUAGAGCUCACCACCCUCGUUCCUCUCUCAAUCGUUUAUAUAUGCCAAUUAAUUCUGGAGGUCGAGGUUUGAUUAAUGUGGAAGCUCUCCAUGAUAGAAUUUUAGUGUACACUUUUGCUCACAUUUAUUUGUCGGAUGAUCCUCUGGUGAAGCAUGUCAAGACUCAUGAUGAAAGCAAGGAAUUCCACAGCUAUUUUAAGCGUGCUAAGGUUGUUGGACAAAAUCUCAAUUUUGAUGUUGAUUUUAUUGAUGGUGAUGUACUGAUGGAUGGUACUGAGAUGGGUGUCAACCAGGUGAAGUCAUACAUCAAAUCAGCGCAGAGUCGGUAUUUCAAGGAGAGGCUUUCUGAGAAACCACUGCAUCGUGUCUACAUGCAGUGUGUGGAACAGAACAGUCAUCUUACCGAUUCCUUUGCCUGGAUGAAGUCGGCUGGUCUGAAAAGUGAGACUGAGGGCUUUCUUUUUGCAGCCCAGGACCAGUCACUGCCCACUCGUAAUUGCCAAAAUGUGAUUUUAAAGCAAAAUGUAAAUUUUAAAUGUAGAUUAUGCAAUGAAUUUAAUGAGACUGUCCAACACCUUGUCAGUGGAUGCCCUGCUUUGACACAAACGCAAUAUCUAAAACGACAUGAUGGCAUGGCUCGUUCUUUUUACUACCGUCUUCGCCAUGCCUGUGGUUUUGACUCCGAGGUCCAUCCAUGGUAUGACCCUGCAGGUCACAUUGCACGUUGCAUUUGGUGAACAGAGUUAUGUUGGAUUUAAUUAACAAUGUCACGUUGCAUUUGGUGAACAGAGUUGUGUUGGAUUUAUUUAAUAAACUUGUGUUUAAUUUACA